This is a messenger RNA of Sclerotinia borealis F-4128, 4440 nucleotides long. The record is from the annotation of a GenBank genome assembly. Lineage: Eukaryota; Fungi; Ascomycota; Leotiomycetes; Helotiales; Sclerotiniaceae.
AUGAUGGAUGAGUCGAGAAAGGGAAAGUCCAUUAGGUCUGCAUUUGAUAGUAGUACAUUUGAUGCAGAUGUGUCUAUACAUGUAGACCGGAAAGUUGGAUCGGCCACUAUAUCUCCUUCCGGGCGAGAUGUCGCUCUAGCAUCAACCGAUGGCCUAGACAUAAUUGAUCUCGAUUCUCCACUCAACCCCCCACGACAUCUUCGUCAUGGCCUUCCAUGGCUUGUGGCCGACGUUCAAUGGUGUCCUUUCGCAGCUCGUGACUACUGGGUGGUUAGCACUGCUAAUCAAAAGGCUCUAGUAUGGAAUUUAAAUAUGCAAGAGGACGCCUCCCAUGGCGCAAUCGAGCAUACACUACAUGGCCAUACAAGAGCUAUUACGGACAUCAAUUUUUCAGCACAUCAUCCAGAUAUGCUGGCAACAUGUGCUGUUGACGGAUAUGUACAUUGUUGGGAUCUGCGGCGACCACGACAACCCGUCCUUAGCUUUUGUGAUUGGUUUGCUGGUGCAACCCAGGUCAAAUGGAGCCGGCAAGAUUCGCACAUCUUAGCUUCUUCCCAUGAUAGAUGGCUACGGAUCUGGGAUGAUAGAAAAGGUGCUGUCCCAUUAAGAUCCAUUAAUGCACAUGAAUCAAAAAUAUAUGGUGUUGAUUGGAAUCGUACUCGUGCCUCAAGCUUAGUUACUUGUUCUUUGGAUAGAACCAUCAAAUUCUGGGAUUAUGAAAACGAAUCCGAGGUUCCCGAGCGUACCAUACACACCGGGUUUCCAGUCUGGAGAGCUCGACACACACCUUUUGGUUGGGGAAUCCUAGCUAUGCCUCAGGACACUCCUGGGGACCUUCACCUUUAUGAUCGACGUAUUACAGGUGAUAAUUCCACUGAUACCAUCACGGAAGCAGUCAUUACCUUUCCGGGGCAUGGGAAUUCCAAAGUCAAAGAAUUCCUCUGGAGGAGUCGUGGAAGCAUCACAGACGAGGGAGAAGAUAAUAGAGAGUUUCAAUUAGUUUCGUGGGGCGAGGACAACCAGUUGAAAAUGCAACAUGUGGACCAUGAUACACUUGCGGGCGUUGGCUAUGUGAAAGGGAAAAAGGUACACGGAAAGCUCAAUCUCACACGUAAAGGAGCAAUCUACAAGACGUUUCGCACAACGGAAACAUCUGCGACCGAAAAGAAAACUGCCACAAUUACAGGUCCUCGACCUGGUAGUACCGGUCUGAAGUUAAGUGCAUUGAGUGUUGGAAUGAAGAAAAUGUCUCUGCCUCAUACUACUCGUACUCACACCACAAUCCGCGCCCCUGCUAUGAGAGGCAAGGAAAAACCGGCGAAGCCAGAAGAUUUGAACCAAUCCCAGAUUGGCUGGAUGAGUGGAAUAAAGUUCUCGAAACCCGAGAAUGGCUCCAUGCGCGGAAAGCAAUCAACGCCGAGAAGAAUGUCUUUGCUGAGUCCUGAGUUCGAAGAGGAUGGUGAUUGGGACGAACCGGAGACUUUACAUGAUGAAAUUAUACGCAUCAAUGACCAGCUUCCAAAGAUUACAUUCGAUGAUGUUGAUAUGGAUCAGAGAAUGGUCAUUGUCUCCAUGAAUGGACCAUGGGGUGAAGAUAGUACACCAAUCUACAUAAAUACGACCAUAUCAUUUCCAGACCAGUACCCGGAGAGCAAAGCCCCCACAUUCAUACUUGGCAAAACGUCCCUCAUGCCUGACGAAACUUACAAUAAAUUGAAGAAGGAAGUGCAACAAAUCGCAGCAAGCUUUGUAAGUCGCAAGCAAGGCUGUCUUGAAGCGACUCUAUGUUAUCUCCUUGGAGAAGUUGAUCUCGAGACAAGUACCAUAUUUUUUCAUGAUAUAGAUAGUCUAGAUGAUGAUGAUUUAGAUGGUCUUGCCGAUGAAAGCUCAAGCGAUGAAGAGGAUAGCGAUAUUCCUCCGGGUGCCUCGGCAAUGAUGUCGCAAGAGCUUGAUUCCAGUGCCACGGCGGAAACAUUGAUCAGUAUACCAAGAAAUGUUAACGUACCACUCCCUAGACUUUGCGGUGCUCGCUUUGCAAUGAACGGCAAGCUUGUGUGUUUCUUUCCGCCAAAGGAAGAUAAAGUAAAGUCCUUACUCGAGAAGAUCACCGACUCUAGAAAUUCUCGACCGAGAGGCGAACCUAAUUUUGAUGCUUUUGGUCGAUUGGGAAACAAUAGUUCGCCCCAACCACGCAUCAAGACCACAUCAGUAACUGAAGAUAGUAAAGCUGAUUCUGAGUUGUCAGACGAGUAUGAUUCAUCGAAUAGUAGCGAUACAGAUUCAUCACAGUUCCGCAUUACUCGGUAUCCUGCAAUGACAGCGUACUGGCGUCGAUCGACUCGCCGAUUCACCAUGAGAGGGUCGCCAACUAUAAUGUCACAAAGAUCAGGUGGAACUGGGACCGGAACUGGGACCGGAACUAACACAGCCACUGGGACUGUUCUCAGCAGGAUUCGAUCCGUGAAGCCUAAAAACGUCAUAUCAUUAUGCGAUGUUAAUGAUCUUCUCCCUGCAAAGAUCUACCUUGCAGAAGAAUAUGCCAUUUUUGGUAAAGGUCCAGAUCUUUGUGAGGAGAACGCAAGAAUUGCUGAUAAGCACGGACACUCUAAGUUGGCCGACGUAUGGAAAUAUGCCGCUAUGCUUUUGCAAAAUGAUAUUCCGCUUGAAGUUCUCGAACAAAGUCAACGUCGUGAACCUGUCCUGGUAAUAGCCGAAAUUAUGGCAAAAAGACACCGUCGUGACAGCGGCUCGGAUAGCGGUAUCGACGUUUCUCACGAUGAACGUUGUAGAAAUGGCAGUUUGUCCGGUAGGGUCAAAUGGGGAAGUAGCCCCCUUGCCAAGCAACUGAUUGGGGACCUCUUUACCCAUUUUGAGGAGCUCCGUGACAUUCAAAUGUUAGCAAUGCUAUCCUGUGUGUUUAGCGAGCCAAUCGCCUCGGGAGCACCAUCACACGCUACAAAUGCUGAAGUUGGCAUAAGUCAGCCGCAGACAGCCCUUUCUAGGAAGACACCUGCCUUUUCUGUUGACUAUUUCCCCAAUAAUGGGGCAGCUUGGAGUAUGUAUCAAAAGACUCCGAUAGACUCUGCUGUGUCAACCCCAAAAUUGGCUAACACGCCUUCUGGAAUAUAUGGAUCUAUGGGGUCUUCCACUGGUAUUUGGGGCAGUGAUCCUGCUUCGGCAUCGUACUCUUGUGGCGAUACUCCGCCGCUGAGGUCAAACAGAGGAAGCUCAGAACAUCUUCCUCAACAUACACAAAGUCUUUCAACUUCUCCAGAAAAUCCGAGAAUGUUCCGCCGUGGGAACUCGAGUCUUGCAUCAAGUUUUGCCGCAAACUUUUCACGUCCAUUUUCUACGAUUGCAUCAUCUUCGCCACCGAAUCCACCACCAAGUCGAAAGCGAACUAGUCCGGUUGAACAUAUGCUAAGCUUAGCUCCUAGUGCUAUUACCUGGGGAAAUACUACAGUCCUUGGUAGCGUCAAAGAGCAAGUUGGCACGGAACAACUAGCGUUUUCAGAUGAUGAAAGUACAAUGGAUGAUUUGAAACCAAGUAUUUGCGUUGGAAUCAAGAUGACAAUGGAAAACCAGAAUGGGUUUGAUGACGAAGGAUGUAUGGGCACUUCGUUAUUGGAUAGUAGCCACACCGCGCGUCACAUGAGCUAUCGUCAAGCCUAUGCUGAAUUGCUUUAUUGUUGGGGACUUCCGUUGGCUAGAUUAGAAGUUUUGAAGUAUAACGGACUAAGGGGCCAUACUCCCGAACUGGAUAUUCCCGACAAUAAGUCAUUUGUAGCUUCGAUAAUGUCUAAUGAUAGUCAUACUAUAAUCCACGAAGCAUCGCCUCCGUCUCAAAUCGUUCUAAGCAAGAGAGAUGAGCACUCGCCAUCAAAUGAUCAAGGCUUAGACAUUGCGGGUUACUGCCUCAAGCACGAAGCGCGUCUGGAUCCUCUCCGCUCGAGUUCCAUGGGCGGUGCUGCCGGACGUUGUGAACGCUGCAAGACUAUUCAGCGCCAGCUUCGUUGCUCAAUAUGCACCGAGCCCGUCAGUGCAGUCUUCUUACCAUGUCUGUCAUGCGGCUGUGUAACGCAUCAACAUUGUUUGAUCGAAUAUCGUUUUACCGGCAAUAGCGAGUGUCCUGGUGGUUGUGAUUGCGAUUGUGGGGAGAAAGCUAGUAUGGGACUGAUAGAAAGUCUAGGUGUCAUGAUUGAGUUUAUGCGAGCACUAGAGCGAAAGAAAGCACUUACUGACAAGGAAGAUGUUGACGAAUGGGAUGUGCCAGUUGAGGAAAAAGAUGAUUGGGAGAACAUCAACAUUCCUUCUGGUGGUUUGGGAAGAACCCAUUCUACAGUGAGUAAACGAAUUGAACAAGUAAGAAGUUCAGAUUGGAGUGUGAAGAAGAAAUUGAGUAGUCUGAGAAAGGAGGAGAGUUUUUCGUAUCUUGCUUGA